AUGGCCCACAGCAAGAACAUAGGUGCAGGUGAAGCACGUGUUGAUCCACGCAAGCUAUUCCGAAACGCCAAACUGGCGAGUGAACUUCCCAGCGAAUACCUCGGCGACUUCGAUGACCUGGAAUGGGUGCAAGCGAUCAUUCGUGAUCCAGCAUGGGAAGAAAUUGUAUACCCAUCGCGAACUAUCACAAGAAAUUCCACGACGCAGUCUCUAUUCAGCCGGACCUUUGCGACUUUAGAUACUCUCCGAGCAUGUCAAGCGUUCGCCAGAACUCACGACGCACAAAGUGGAGAGAAAUCUGGAGCCAGCGUCCACAAGAAGGAAGAAGCUAUAGUCAUAGUCAGUCUGGGUCGCGGCCUGGACGGCCAUCCAGGACUGGCUCAUGGAGGUACUAUUGCAGCGCUGUUCGAUGAGUGCCUCGGAGUCGGGGCUGUUCGAGUUUUGACGCGACCUUCCAUGACGGGUCAGCUCACGAUCAAGUACAAGGCGCCAGUGCCGACACCAAGCGUGGUACUUGUUCGCUGUUCGCUGUCAGAGCAUGAAGGCCGCAAGGCGUGGGUCAGCGGGACCAUGGAAGAUGGCAUGGGCAAAGUCUACGCCGAAUCCGAAGCCUUAUUCAUAAUGCAACGAGAUAAGCUAUGA
Messenger RNA from Cercospora beticola, 642 nucleotides. Its product is annotated as PaaI family thioesterase. NCBI's taxonomy places the organism in Eukaryota, Fungi, Ascomycota, Dothideomycetes, Mycosphaerellales, Mycosphaerellaceae. The record is from RefSeq and is a predicted model, not a curated record.